UGGGGAGAUCUUGGUGGAAGUCUCACCUCAAGUGGGCGUGUCCAGGUACGGUAUAUUACACACCAGACACACCUGAGCAGGCAGUGGCUGUUGACAUGGAAACCUCAAGGCAGAGAUGAUGCCCAUCUUUUAUCAGCGCCCACAUUUAAAUGUUUUGUUGUUGUUGAGCUCUCCUCUGCUAUCUUCAGACGGGUGUGUUGAGGACGAACUGUGUGGACUGUCUGGACCGUACUAACACCGCCCAGUUCAUGGUGGGGAAGUGUGCGCUGGCCUAUCAGCUCUAUGCUCUGGGCAUGAUUGACAAGCCCAAGCUACAGUUCGACACGGACUGUGUUAGGUAAAACUCUACUCUACUCUCGUCUCUGAGACUCACUUAAACAUUACUAAAAGAUGACAUAAGAACUUAAAAAAUUCAGUACAUGAAAUAUAACUUUGUUGUUGACAUCUCUAACCCUGUGGUGACCCCUGUGUGACCUUUGCCCCCCAUGCAGGCUGUUUGAGGAGCUGUAUGAAGACCAUGGGGACACCCUGUCUCUGCAGUACGGGGGCUCCCAGCUGGUCCACAGGGUGAAAACCUACCGAAAGAUAGCCCCCUGGACACAGCACUCCAAAGACAUCAUGCAGACCCUGUCCCGCUACUAUAGCAAUGCUUUCUCAGGUAGACUCAUGCACACACGCAUACACACACACAUGCUCGCAAGUACACAUGUACACACACGCACACGCACGCACAAACACACACACACACACGAUCUGUCAUAACAAAAAUACUUUUACCAUUGCAAAUUAUUUUCAGGUAUCCUGAUUCUAGGUAGUCUCCCUUGACAGCUCCUAGGUAUCGGUGUCUCCUAGGUAUCGGUGUCUCCUAGGUAUCGGUGUCUCCUAGGUAACGGUGUCUCCUAG
Coregonus sp. 'balchen' is the source of this 903-nucleotide messenger RNA. Lineage: Eukaryota; Metazoa; Chordata; Actinopteri; Salmoniformes; Salmonidae. The record is from the annotation of a GenBank genome assembly.